GAGAGUGGGGGCGGCAGGGCCUGGGGAGUUCCUACCGGUCGUGGGCAGCGGGAGACUCGCUCGCACCCGGGUCGCGAUCGCGUGGCCACGCUCCUGGAAGCCCGCCCGGCACCCUACGCGCCGCCCCCAGACUCCUCUUUCUGCGACUGGAGCGUGAGGUUCGGUGGGGAUCUGUUCAGUGGGGAUCUGAGCACUGCUGAAAACUUUUCUCCUCUCAGCCCCCGUGAGUCUUUUGUCUUGUGCGACUGAGUCCCUGUCCGCUGCCCGGCGCACCGCGCCGGGUGACCACCGAGGGCAGGAGCGCUCCGACUCCGUGAGCCCUAUGGCUGCGGCCGGCGGCCGGGCGACCCGCGGCGGGCACAGCCAGCGGCGCGCCCCCAGCCCAGAGGCCGCCGCCCCCACCCACUUCGGCCCUCCGGCAGCCCUCGCCGCCCGCCCCCUCGCCUGACUCAUCCGCCCGCGGUGGCCGCGCCGAGUCCGCUGCCCGCGCCCCGCCGGGAUGGGGAGGGAGACCGCGGCUGCCCAAGGCUGCGGAGGUUUCUGCUGACGCCCCCAACCCCGCUGCCUCCUGCGCUCUGCUCGGGAGGCGCCCGACGUCCCACCCACUCCGGGAGUGAGAGCCGUGAGAGGCGACUGGACCCGCGAGGCCCCGCGCUCGGGACAGAAUAAAAGACUGAGCUAUGAUAGCAACUGGUGGAGUGAUAACUGGCCUGGCCGCCUUGAAAAGGCAAGACUCUGCCAGAUCACAGCAUCAUGUCAACCUUAGCCCGUCGCCUGCUGCCCAGGAGAAGAAACCAGUCAGGCGUCGACCUCGGGCCGAUGUUGUGGUUGUUCGAGGCAAAAUCCGGCUUUAUUCCCCAUCUGGUUUUUUCCUCAUUUUAGGAGUCCUUAUCUCUAUUGUAGGAAUUGCAAUGGCAGUCCUUGGAUAUUGGCCUCAAAAAGAACAUUUUAUCGAUGCUGAGACGACUUUGUCAACAAACGAAACUCAGGUCAUCCGGAACCAAGGCGGUGUAGUGGUUCGCUUCUUUGAGCAACAUUUGCAUUCCGAUAAAAUGAAAAUGCUUGGCCCUUUCACAAUGGGGAUUGGCAUUUUCAUUUUCAUUUGUGCUAACGCCAUUCUUCACGAGAACCGUGACAAAGAAACCAAAAUCAUACACAUGAGGGACAUCUAUUCUACAGUCAUCGACAUCCACACUCUGAGAAUCAAGGAGCAAAAACACAUGAAUGGCAUCUACACUGGUUUAAUGGGAGAAACGGAAGUAAAGCAGAAUGGGAGCUCCUGUGCUUCGAGACUGGCAGCAAAUACCAUUGCUUCUUUUUCAGGUUUCAGGAGCAGUUUUCGGAUGGACAGCUCUGUUGAGGAGGAUGAGCUCGUGGUGAAUGAAAGCAAGAGUUUUGGGCAUCUCGUGCCGCCUUUGCUCUCUGACAGCUCUGCCUCUGUUUGUGGCCUCUAUCCGCCUCCUUCCAAGACAACUGAUGAUAAAACCAGUGGCCAUAAGAAAUGUGAAACCAAGUCAAUUGUGUCAUCGUCCAUCAGCGCUUUUACAUUACCGGUGAUCAAACUUAAUAAUUGUGUGAUUGAUGAACCCAGUAUAGAUAACAUCACUGAGGAUGCUGAUAACCUCAAAAGUAGGUCAAGGAAUUUGUCAAUGGACUCCCUUAUGGUCCCUUUGCCCAAUCCCAGUCAGCCCUUCCAGCCAGUCAGUCUGAUGCUCCCAAGGAAUAAUUCCGUUGGGGAGUCAUUGUCAAGUCAGUACAAGUCCUCUGUGGCCCUUGGACCUGGAGCUGGACAGCUCUUGUCUCCUGGGGCUGCUAGAAGACAGUUUGGUUCCAACACAUCCUUGCAUUUGCUCUCAUCACACUCCAAAUCCUUAGACUUAGAGCGGGGUCACUCCACAUUAACCGUUCAGGCAGAACAACGAAAACAUCCAAGCUGGCCUCGGUUGGAUCGAAGCAACAGCAAAGGAUAUAUGAAACUAGAGAACAAAGAGGACCCAAUGGAGAGGCUGCUUGUGCCCCAAGCUGCAAUCAAGAAGGACUUUACUAAUAAGGAGAAGCUUCUUAUGAUCUCAAGAUCUCACAAUAAUUUGAGUUUUGAACAUGAUGAGUUUUUGAGUAACAACUUGAAGCGGGGAACUUCUGAAACAAGGUUUUAAUGUGGAAAACAUAUCUUAUUUUACAAGGAUAUAUAUAUUUUAAACCUAUUUUCACUGGUAUUUCCUUGUUAAAAUUUUGGUUACCAACCUUUUUAAUCAAACGGUUUGUAGUAUAUUAGACCUGGCUGCUUAACUGUGUAAUGGAGAUGGUUAUAUGUUUGGAUUACUUAUGAUUGCAAUACUCUGUAUACUACGUGUGAUUUUAUUUUUUCCAAAAGCAUGGUCUCUUUUAUUAAUAUGAAUACAAAAUACUUCCAUCCAAAUUAAAGUUCCUUUUUUUUUUUUUUACUUUAAAGUUCUUUCAUCGAUGAUCAUAUUCUUUCAUCUCGAUGAUCACGCAUAGAGCAAAGUGUCCAAUUUAGAAAAGCCAGGGUACCAAAGUGUGGACUGGAAGUAUAAAUUCAAUGCAAAUCUUAGGUGUCAUUUUCUGAAAAAUUGCUUUAGGAUUGGUUAAAUUUUUAAAAGGCAAAAUAUCUGGCUUCUGUUCAAGCUAAAUAAUUGAAUUGGUUGAACUUGUUUAGUUCUGUGUGCGUAACUGAUAUGAAUUGGUAAAGUUGGUUGUGACUAGUGCCCUGAGCUUUAGGUAGGUUGUAUUUUUUCAACAUCAGUUCUAUUUUAGUGAUAUUUUAUUAAGAAAACAUGUAUUCAAGAGCUAUGGCUGAGAAUGCCAGAUAUUCUUAGGGGUAAGUAUCAAAAUGCUCUUAGCUUUAACUUUAGAUAUUCUGGAUUGAAAUUUCUUUGCAACUGACUUGAAAAAUGAAUGAACCAAUUUAGUGUUUAGAAGUGCUCUCUUGAAAUAAUUAUAUAUAUGAAGAAAAUGUUGACUAAAUGAAUGAAAAUAUAUGCUAGUAAAUGCUAACUAGUCUCAGUAUCUUUCCCUAGCCAUCUCUCUCCUCAUCUAAUAUCCACUCAUUCCUACAUCCUUGUUUUCCCCUAAUAUCUCUUAGUUCCUGUUAUUUGGAAGAAAAUCAGCUAACCUUGACAUUUCUUUUAUCUUUGCAUAUCACUAAGUUGGUGGUUGAAUAAAAUUUAGUCCUUGGUACAUUGCCUUGAAAUUUAUCUUGUUCUAGAAAGCCUUAUGAUAAUUCCAAAGACUUUCUUAUGGUAUAAUAAAUAUUUAGGAUUAGGGUUCUCAGUUAUUGAAGAUAAUAAAUAUUACAAUAGAUUUUCCACCAGGAAAUUUUCAUGGUUUCCAUUAGGGUAACCGAAUUUUAAAAAAUUGUUUAAUGGAACACUCAGGAAAUUUUACAAGUUUUUCUCAAUGUGUAAACAUUUCUGAACAUCAGUAUUGCAGCUGUAGAAGAGGAAAAGGAAGAUAUCUCUGUAUUUGUAAUUCCCCACAAUCCCACCUUGUAUUGGCAUCAUGAACUUCCCUGGAUUGAGGCACAGUGUUAAUUGUUAGAACAUCAAGCCUGUGUAUUGUAAUAGUGUGGGCUUAAUAUUUUAUGAUAAAGCAUUUAAUAAACCUCCAGUCUUAAUAU
This is a messenger RNA of Capra hircus (goat), 3637 nucleotides long. RefSeq names its product transmembrane protein 200A (gene TMEM200A). The record is from RefSeq and is a predicted model, not a curated record. The transcript has 2 exons. NCBI's taxonomy places the organism in Eukaryota, Metazoa, Chordata, Mammalia, Artiodactyla, Bovidae. Bases 681 to 2156 code for a protein of 491 amino acids.